Molecule: messenger RNA, 1017 nt
Organism: Cladocopium goreaui
Lineage: Eukaryota; Dinophyceae; Suessiales; Symbiodiniaceae
Source: the annotation of a GenBank genome assembly
AUGGCAGCCCUCCGAUACUUCAACACCUUCAUUGAUGAGGAACCAAGUGGGAACCUCCUUGAAUCUCGUUCCAAGAGCUGGCCACAACUUGGUGGCACGGGACAUGCUACGGAGGAGAUAGAGGAAAUGGAGACGCAAGCUGCCAACCAUGUUGCCGAGUUGCAGGGCAAAUGGAGCAGCUUUGGUGAACGGCACCCGAUGUCCCCGAAACCACAGCCGAAUCGCUCGGCCAACAAAGGCAGCCGUGGUCAUCCAGUAGUGUGCCGCCGGCCUUGCAUCCGCUUCGCGAAGGGAGACUGCGAACUGGGAGAUGCUUGUGGCUAUUGCCACCACCAGCAUCCUCGCUAUGUCACCCCAAACAAAAGCCAGCGGCUUAAGUUGGACUGCAUGGAGACAGGCGAACUUCUGGCGGUGCUCUUGCCUCAUGUUCGUCGUUCUAUUGAAGCGGCCCAGAUUGAAGCUACCAACAUCAUUGAGAUGCUGGAAGGGGAAGUCGGUUCAACGGCUCCCAGUGUGGAUCGCACGCUACAUAGGACCUUGAGACAGAUGCCUCUAUCAGCACUUCUUGGCUUGAUCAUGCCGAGAGAUGAUGCCUUUGGGGCCUUGCUUGAACAAGAGGUCGAAGUGCUGCGCUGCCGCUCGCUUGUUGCGCUGUCUUGUGGCGAGGGCUGCAGGGCUGGAGGGCAGUUUGCGCCGCUGAAUGCUCGCUUGUUGCGCUGUGUUGUGGCAGAGCUCGGAUUCUCAAAGAUAUUCGUCUUGGGAUGCGCUGUGCAGCACAUGGGAUUUGCUCGAACAAGAGGUUGAAGUGCUGCGCUGCUGUCUGGGCUGAACAUGGUCCUCUGAGCGCAGGAGAAACGAGCUGGCUCGAGGGCUGCAGGGCUGGAGGGCAGUUUGUGCCGCUGAAUGUGGCUCAAUGUGCCAGUGCCAGUACAAUUUUGAGAGCUUGGAUUCUCGAAGAAUAUUCGAUGUCCAUCGGCUCCCACGGAACUUGGGAGGAUCCAUGAUAUCCAAGUUUCA